CGUGCGUGCGUGCGUGCGUGCGCUCGGCGGCGGCGCGUCCCGAGCCCCGAAUGAACGCCCCGGUCCCGGUGGGCGAGCGGCCCUGAGCGACCCGCGAGCGGGGACGGGCCGUGCCGAGCCGUGCCGAGCGGCUGCUCCUCCUGCACCCCGCCCGCCGCACGGCAUUGAGAGGAUUGCAGUGGCAUUCUAAGGUCAUUUAAAAUCAUGACAAGCUCAGUCGGACAGAAGAAAGUCUCCUCCAGACAAAGGAAGUGUGGGUUCUGUCGGUCGAAUAAAGAUAACGAAUGUGGGCAGUUGCUGAUGUCGGAGAACCAGAAGGUGGCGGCACAUCACAAGUGUAUGCUGUUCUCAUCCGCACUGGUUUCUUCACACACUGAUAAUGAGAGUCUUGGUGGAUUCUCUAUUGAAGAUAUUCAGAAAGAAAUAAAGAGAGGUACAAAACUGAUGUGCUCUUUAUGCCACUGUCCCGGAGCAACCAUUGGCUGUGAUGUGAAAACGUGUCACAAGACAUAUCACUACUACUGUGCUUUGCAUGAUAAAGCUCAGAUAAGAGAGAAACCUUCACAAGGCAUUUACAUGAUUUUAUGUCGAAAACACAAGAAAACUACGCAUAACUCUGAAGAUUUAGAAGAAAAUAUCAAUGAACACGAAUUGGAGCCUUCGCCUCCCAAAGGAAAAAGGAGGGGUCGUAAGGGAAAGCCAAGAAAAACAAAUUUCAAAGGGCAGUCAGAAGACACUAGAUCUACGUCCUCACAUGGCACAGAUGAAAUAGAAAGCAGUUCCUAUAGAGACAGGUCUCCCCACAGAAGCAGCCCCAGUGAUACAAAACCUAAAUGUGGAUUCUGUCAUGCAGGUGAAGAAGAAAAUGAAGCUAGAGGAAAGCUUCAUAUAUUUAAUGCCAAAAAGGCUGCAGCACACUAUAAGUGCAUGUUGUUCUCUUCUGGCACUGUCCAGCUAACAACAACUUCAAGGGCAGAAUUUGGUGAUUUUGAUAUCAAAACUGUACUUCAAGAAAUCAAGAGAGGAAAAAGAAUGAAAUGCACACUCUGCAGCCAGCCUGGUGCCACUAUUGGGUGCGAAAUCAAAGCCUGCAUAAAAACAUACCAUUACCACUGUGGAGUAGAAGACAAAGCUAAAUACAUUGAGAAUAUGUCACGAGGAAUUUAUAAACUCUAUUGUAAAAACCAUAGUGGAAAUGAUGAAAGAGAUGAAGAGGAUGAAGAAAGAGAAAGCAAAAGCCGUGGCAAAUCAGGCACUGACCAUAAUGACAUUCCUCAGCAGCAGCUCAAUGGAAACUAGGUAUGGAAGUUACUCCUGACAGAUCUGUUACCAAGACUGAAACGCAAUAUACAAUUAAUGUAGUUUAUUGCAGUGAAGUAUUUAAAUCUAGUGUAUGCAGAGUACUUUUUAUUGGCAUACUGUAGAAGAAUGGGGAGGAUUUGUUGUUUUUUAAAUCCAGCUGACUUUGUAACAGUGUAAGAAGGGAGGCCCUCAUUUCUAUUGCUAAACGUAGAUGUAAUGUCAGAGCUGCAAAAUGCUUUUCUGUAUGAUUCUAAAUUUACUAUUGUUUUCAUCAUUUUUUAAACAGGUUCAAGGGACAGAGUUAUAGAACUGGGAAUGGCUAAGACAUCAUAACUACUAAUUCUUUUAAAUUGUUUUCUAAAAAUCAGAAAAGGGUUAGUAACUUUUUACUACCCAUCUCUGUUAGAAAUUUCAUUGAACUGCCUGAAACGUUCAUGUGUGUGAGCCUUCAGUAAGUGGCAGAGUUUUACAUGUCAAUAUUAUGUAGUUUGUAGUCUGCAGUGUCUGGAAAAAAUGAAACACUAUAUAAAUGAUAUGUAAUAUGUACAGUGUCAAAAGUUAAGGCAGACAUUGAAAUGAAGUAAGAUCUAUAUUUCUGGACUGAAUAAAAUCCUUAAGAUUUGGAAUGUGUAAGUUGUUUAGUGGAUUCACACAAUGAGGGAUGGUCUUAGCUAGUUCAAUUAACAACAUGGACAAGUCCGUGGUGGCAAUGAGCGGGUACUUUGUGAAUUUUGCGUUUUCUUCCUGCACAAGUUCCGGAGACUGUACAUGGGAAAGCUGCGCUGUUUUUGCUUGGGAAGCACCCAGUAGGAAAGAACUCGGUGUACACGAAGCACGCUUGAACAUUUCAGGUUGUUCCUGUUGUGAUUGCUCAUUCCGCCCGGCAUUGUUUGCAGGAGAUUUACUUGAGCAGCUGUCGGUUCUGAGCUGUGAGCUUUAGAACUCAUGCCAAAGGGCUGUAGUUCAUUCUUUCCCCAACAACCCACCUCUUUCUGUGUCUUGAUUUACGAAGAACACUUCACUAAGUGUAAUUAAAACCUUACUAUACAAAUGUUUGGACUUCGCAGCCCAGUCUCUUUUACUUCAGAGAGUUAAAACUCUUAACUCACUAUGGAAUUUAGCCACCAUAUCUGACGUCCAUACCUCAGGUGUUCUCUGUUGUGUGGAACACUUUAUGUUUUGUCAAGAAUGUGCAUAAAGGUCCCAUAUUCUGUGAGAAGAAUGAGGAAACAACCUUUUUUUGCUAGAUGGGUAUUUAUUUUUUAAUUGUAUGACCACUAUAUGAGAAACUUCAUGUAUCAUCCUUAUUGUUCUAGUGAUAUUUUUUUUUCCUUUCUCUUUCAAGUCAACAAUCACAUCAUGGAAUUCUACUUGCUAGAAUUUGAUGUUCCUUUAGGGAAUGAUCAGAUCUAGGUUAUACCGAACCUAACAGAACAGUCCUCUGACUGCUUUUAAAACACCUUGUCAUUUCUAAUGGCUAUUGGCUUCUUCAAUUGGUCUAUUAAAGCACAUCCUCAGACUUAAAUAAAACCAAAAAGCUGAAUCUAGUCCACAUGUUUGUCUGUUGCUACCACAAUACCUUAUUGUUUGUUUAGGGUUUUGACUUGUUUCACUCUGAACUCCCAACAACUCGUCUGGAUUUGAAACAAGCAAAAGACACUGAUUUGACUAUAAACUGCUACAUUUCUUCUGUGAUUGGUAUUGCAAAAACAGUUAAUUUGUAACAUGAGUUCCUGUAGCAUUUUUUACUUGUAUUUUUAAAAGAUUUAACGUGUGUCAUUUGUCUUCUUAUGCAUUCCCUUAAUGUCUUGAGGGACUCAAUUACUGUACGUUGGAGUUUCUAACAUUUUACCUGUUAGAAUUCAAUCAAUUCUCUUUGCUUUCCUGGAGAAUAAUGGUGUUUGGAAAGAAAUAUUGCUGUGUACAGAAAAUAUUCAGUUACUGCUCUAAACAUGAUGCCAUUGAUCAUUUUUAUUUUGUAUUUGUAACUUUCAAAAUUAAAAGCGUGACUUGAAUUGCAGUGACAGAUCGGUUAUUGAAAUUGUCUAUCAAGGUGUUUUGUUUCUCCUAGAAUAUGAACAUUUUUCAGCCACUCAGAACACUUUUAGAAUGCAAAAUAGCAUCCUUCAAUAUUUAAAUUAUGUCAAUUUGUGCCUCAGACAUGGCCCUCCCAUGGAAAAAAGGCACUUUGUUUGCAGCUACUGUAUUUAACUAAGUUUGCAUGGGGUAGAUCUGCCAGCAUACUGACUGUGCUUGAGACUGAGCUCUGAUUCAUUGUGUGUCAGUGGCUUAGUAUAAUAUUCAGUCCAAUAACUCACCUGUUAUGGAUAAACAACCCCAUUCCAUGCCUCAAAGAACCAGAACAGCACUUUACCUUCAGGUAGCAGAAAAGCUAGUGGCUGGUUUCUGUUACCCCUGUGUGCUGAAAUGGCAUGGUGAAACUGUCAUCAAUUCAGAAUUCAUGGAAGCAAAGUCAAAAGCAAAACCCUUUUCUUACAAGCCUCAAAUUUGUCUUAACUGACUUCAACUCAUGUAUGCUGGGUAAAAGUGCCUUAAAAUGUAAAAAUUGUAUUUAUAUGUUCCCAAGUAGCAUCACCUGCUGGGGAGUAAUUCUGUUGUGGUGUUAAUAUUUAGAAGAAAUGUACCUCAGCAGUGUAUUUACUGUACAUCUCUUACGUCCUUAAUUGUAGUUUUAAAAAGCAUGACAAUGUAUGAUAGUAUACAACAUUUACAUCAUUUUUUUAAAAGACAAAAUAUUGCCAUUACUGUCUUUUCAUGUGUAUUUUAGCUUGGAAUUUCAGACAGUCUGUCUGGAUUUUUUGGGGGUUUGUUUUGAUUUGCGGUUUGUUGGGUUUUUGGUUUGGUUUGGUUUGUUUUUUUUUUUGGUAAAGCAAUGUAAUCUUUGCAAGCAUAUAUUGAACAUUAUUCUGGAGCAUCUACUGCCUUCCCAGAAAUGUUAGAAGUAAUGAAAGUGCUCUAUAGGUGAACUAGGUAUGUUUAAAUUAGCUAGUUAAAUUAAUACAGUCAAUUUGUUACUGAGAUUUUUCUUACUAGCCACCUUCUGCUUUCAUCUCACAAUCAGAGGAUUCAACAUUAUGAAUUCAACAAAACUUGUCUUUACUGGUUUCACUUUAAUUUUUAUUGUUAUUAUGAUUAUUAUUAUUAUUAUUGUUACUUUUUGCCUUUGGGCAUUUCUUUUGCUCACAAGAGGAUUGUGUGCUGUUUAAGAUGCCUGGAACAGUCUGAGAAGGGAGGUUUCUCCCCAGCUCCCUGCACUUCUCCAUUAAGAGAUCUCCCUAACUCACUGUGUCUCUGUGGUCUCCCAGAUCUGUGGUUGUGCUGUUCCCAGAAAGGACUGUACCAAGGAAGGACAGGCAUCACAUGAAUACUGUUCAAGUAUCUUGAGGAUACAGCUGGUGCAGUGCCUGCGUCCCAAGGUGGUCAAACCCUGUAGCAGUGGGCUGUGCUGUCACUCCAUUUCAGGGAAGGGGGAAAAGGCUGGUUCAGUGUCAGUGCAGCUCCCUAGAUGAGGUGCACAGAAGAUUUACUCCUUCAGCAGGUGUUGACCCACAGGAGUUCUGUGAUAAGGCUCUAGUAGGAAUCACACCUACACUCCACAAAGUUUCAGCUUUAGGUACAAAGAGCUGUGCUGAUCUACAAUAGUUUGAGUCUGCCAAAUCCGGCCCUAAAAUGUAGUGUAACAGAAGAGAGUCUGCCUCUUACUCCUGCCUAUAGGAAAAAGAACUUCAUGCUAAAACAGAGUGAAAAAUGAAGAGGUGAUAAUCUGUUUGAAAUAUCAGACUUAUCUGGCAGGUGAUAAUCAGUGCAUUCCAAAAAUAUUAAUACGCUGAAUCAGAUUGACAAGAAAAUUAAUCCUCAUUAGAUUAAAUUAAUCUGAAGAGAACUGAAAGUACACGAUAGCAGUUAGUAACUUCUUCCCUGUCACCAGAUUCCACUGUAUUAGUGAUGGAGCUGAAAAAACAGAACACAGCCCUUGAUUUAUACUUGGUGAAGCAGUUCCUAUACAUGCAUAUGUGUGCACAGCCAUUAGUCAGCAGUGACAUCUCAGCCCUUAAUGAAUCCUGGAGAGCUGGUGCUUGAAAGCCCUCAGGUUAGGCCAACGUUUGCAGCUUUUGCUCUAGCAUACAUUUACAUUAGGUGUAAAGACAAGGAAUGUAUGGAAGAGGGUAAAUGCAUUCCUAUCUACAAUGUUAUGUAUAUUUUGUUCCUGUUAUAUUGGCUUUACUUCCAAAGUUGUAGUUUGCAGUAUUAGUUUCUUUUUAUUGGUAUCCUUGCAUAUAUAUAUUCAAUAAAUGAGUUACGAAUUUCA
Corvus hawaiiensis (hawaiian crow) is the source of this 5632-nucleotide messenger RNA. RefSeq names its product PHD finger protein 6 (gene PHF6). Bases 205 to 1299 code for a protein of 364 amino acids. The record is from RefSeq and is a predicted model, not a curated record. The transcript has 10 exons. NCBI's taxonomy places the organism in Eukaryota, Metazoa, Chordata, Aves, Passeriformes, Corvidae. Gene Ontology annotation, cellular component: nucleus.